Molecule: messenger RNA, 4446 nt
Organism: Tetrahymena thermophila SB210
Lineage: Eukaryota; Ciliophora; Oligohymenophorea; Hymenostomatida; Tetrahymenidae
Product: cyclic nucleotide-binding domain protein
Exons: 9
Source: RefSeq, a predicted model, not a curated record
AUGGCUGAAUAACCUCCUUUAGAUUAGUUAGACCUAUAGUUAGCUGAUUAAACAGAAGAAGAUAAUAUAGAUUUCGCUUAAAUGAGAAAAAAAGACAAUGCAAAUUAUAGAAAUCUCUGCAGAGGCUAUUCUAAAAUGAUAGAUCCGCCUAAUCUAGAGAAGCUAGCUUUUUUUAUAAUAAAAAAACAUGGAGAUAGAUAUGAAGAAGAGGUCAGUAUCCUACAUAAAUGGACUCAACGGUUUAAAUUUUUUUAAGAACUGAAUGCCAAGCAGAGUAAUAUAGAUAUGCGAAUCCACGAAAAAUGUUGCACAAAAAUUAAGUACGAAAAGAUUAACAAGGGUUAAUAAGUAUUUAUGGCAGGUGAUAUUCCUGAAAAAUUCUAUAUCAUUCUUAGUGGAUCAGUUAAUGUUUUACUUUAAAAGUCCUAAGAAGUUUUACAAAGUGAGAUCCAAAAAUCAUAAGAACAAUUCAAAAAAAGUACCUAAAAAGAAUAAUCAAAUAGCAUUCAGGCAAGAGUUUCAAGACUUUUAAAAAAAAGGCAGGUCAUAAAAAAAAUCUAAGAUAAGUAAUAGCUCGAAAUAGAAAGAAAGUUAAACCCUUAACCAAGUAUCAUGGAUAAUGAAAAUUAAUAAAAUUCAGCUGAUGAUAGUACACCUUGUAAGUCAAACUAAAGUUAAAUUUAAGAAAUAAAAGAUGAAAGUAGAAAGACCAAAAAUUAUUUUAAAAUUAAUGAUUCACAAAUGACAGAAACUCUUCCUGAAAAAUUAAGCCCACUAAAAAAGCAUAAUCCAAUUAGAAUGUCUCAUCUCUAUUAGGAAUCAAUAAUUUAAGGUUAGCCAGGAAAUUUACUGAUAGAAUUACUUGCCAAAAAUAGUUGUGAUUCAAGUCCUUCUUCAAAUUUGAGAAUAUAAAAUAAAUCUCCUAUUUCUAAAAAUUAAGAUUUUAGCUAAAGUACAAUAAAAGAAAUCAGCAAAAUAUAACUAAACAGUAUUAAAAAUUCAGUUUUAAAUAGAUCUAACUCUAAACAAUUAGAUUUUUCAGAAAAUGUAAGAUAAGCUGGCUACUUAGAUUAGUAAAUCUAAUCAUCAUUCAAAAAUGAUGAGACUUAAAUUUCACUUGAAGCUGAAAAUAUAGAUGAAGUUUAAGACUUAGAAUUAGAGGAAAAGGAUCUUGAUAAUGAUCCAAUAUUCAAAGGAUUGGGAUAAAUAAAGCUUUCAGAUUUAGCAGAACCUUCCAAAUUUAUUUAGGAUGGAGUACUAACUCAUAACUAUUUAGUGACUCUAUAAACAGGCUAGAUGUUUGGUGAAUUAGGUCUGCUCAUGAAAAAACCAAGAGCAGCAACUAUAAUUGCUAAGGAAGAUACAGAAUUUGCUGUUUUAGAUGCUGAGGACUAUAUUCAAAUAUUAAAAGCAGGAGAAAUGAAAAAAUUUAAUAGAAGAAUAAAUUUCUUCUCUUCCAGCUUACUUCAAAAUUGUGGAAGAGAGGUUGUCCUUAAAUUUUCUUAUAAUUUUGAAAAAUUAAAAUUCGAAAAGGGGUAGAGUAUUUACACGCAGCAGGAAUCACCAAAAUUUGUAUACCUAAUAAAGAAGGGAACAAUCUAAAUAUCUAAAAAAGUAGAAAUAAACGAAGACAUUGAAGAUGUUUUUGAUUACGGCUACAAGAACCCACAAUAAGAAUUAAGAAAAGAAAUCAAACAUCUAAAAUAGAAAAAACUAUACAUUGAUAUUAUAAUCAAUGAAUAUACUACAGGUUAAUCAUUCGGAGAAAUGGAAGUUAUGUUUGGAUGUCCAAGAAAUACGUCUGCUAUUUGUACUUCACUUUCAGCCACAGUCUACGCUCUCAGUAUUAAGAAUUUUUUAGUGUUAUUACAUGAAAAUAAGUUUUUGGUAAAGGAUUUCUAAAAGGAAAUCAGUAUGAAAGAAGAAUAUUAAAAAAAUAAAAUUAAACUUUAUUUAGACUCAAUCAAACAAUAAAACGAAACUAGCAAGCAGCUUAUUAAAGAAAGGGAAAAAAUUGUUAUUAAAAAUAGAAAAUUUAAUAAAUUUAAACAAAAUCCCACUUUAUUUGAUACAGUUUUUAAGCCAUCCUUUAUAGAUUAAAUACAAAUCGAUAAUGCAGCAUAGAAAAGAGAAAACUCUUAAGAAUAAAAUAAUAAUAACUAGUUAGAAUUUCAUUAACGAAACUCUCUUUCUCCAAAAUAGAACCCUAAUAAUUAUUACUCUCCUUCAGUAAUUGAACAACAUUGCUAUAAAAAUGAAAAAGGUAACAAAUAGAUAGAUGUAUCUGAUGAACUAUUUGAAAAUUCUGCCUUUUCUUAAUUUUUAUAAGAGCUCAUUAAAAUUAAAAAGUAAAAACUUUAAGAAUUUAAGUAAAAUAAAAGCAAAGAAGAAGAAGAUAAUGUAGAAAAUGCUGAAAUAUUUACAACCAUGCUUUAUGUAGAAUAAAUUAAAAAAUAAAUGCAAAACAUUACUCAUAGUGCUAAUUAAAUUAAACCUGGAAAUGUUAAACUCAAAAAAAUAUAACAUUAAGAAGGAAUUGAUUUAAAAGAUACUUUGAAUUUAGAGAUGCUUAUCAUGAGUGAUUAAAAAUUAAAAUAAGUUGUUUACUCCCCUAUAAACUCAUCAAGAAGCAUCUAAAAAGACCUAUAGAAAGAUAUUAUAAACUAGACAGACGAUUUUGUUGAUGAAAUACUUUCAUAAAAUUCAUACUAUAUUAAUUAAGACUAUAUUUAGAAUAAUUCAGCCUAUCAAAACAGUGAUGGUUUUACAAAGUAAGUCUAAAGCUCAAGAGAUUAAAAAUGUCUAAUUGAUAACCUGAAUAGUACAGUCGGAUAAAAGUCUUUGUAACCUUCACCAAAUAACAAAAGCUAAAACUUAGAUUGGCAAAAAUUUAUUGAAAAAUAUAAAUAGAAAUUAAAAAAUGUAACAUCAAUUGAUAAAAAACCUGUGUAGCUUAAAAAAGUAUACUCGCAUGCAGCAAGCAAAAAAUUCUUUUAAGAAACUUUGUUAUAAAAGAAACAAUAGCAGAAUGAAAGAAACUAUUAUUUAAAAGAUUUGUAGAAUUCUUUUGAAAAUAGCUUUUUCACAGAUAAUGAAAAAAAUCUUACUUCUUCUAAGAUUUCCAGAGAUUCCUACUUUUUUUCUACUUUAAACACUAAAGAAAAUAAAUAAUUUUAAAGAAAGGAUAACCCAGGUGCAGGUAUAAAUCUUGAAAACAGUAUGCUUUGUUCCAUAGAAUACGGGAACAUAACAGAUUAAGCUACUCCUGUAAACAAAAAUGACAGUUUAGAAGUUUAGAACUUGAAAUAAAGCUAUUUUGUAGAAAAGAAUGAGUAGCAACAGUAAUAAUCUAAUUAGACACCUAAAAAAUUACCAAAGAUAGAAAACAUGUCAUCUUAAAAGCUAUCAAGCACUGAUCUAGAUUAGAAUGUAAUGUCUUAGAACUAUAAUAAAAUAGUAACUGAUUUUAAUGACCAGACUUCACCAAAACAAAAUUUAAUUGAGACGGUAGGCAAAUCACCUAAAGCUUUCAAUAAUAAUUUCAUAUUGAAAAAUACUUUAAAAAGAAAUAGCAUUGAAAAUGAUUUCCUAAAAUCAAAGGUUAAAACUGUGAAGUAAAAUAUUUAAGAAAACAAAUAAAUUUAAGAAUAUUAUGUAAAUUCAUAAUACUAAAAAUAAGAUAAUAACAAUGAGUAUAUUUAAAUGAAUAAAUUCAACAAAUAAACAAUUUUUUCUUAACUUACUGCUUUAAAAGCACAAAGAAAAAUUCCUGGUAAUUCCUACAUAUCUUAGAUAGAUUUGAGCUGCUAAUUUUUGAAUAAUGAAGAAAGUAAGCCAAUAAUUGCUAAUGCAUCUGAAGAUUCAUAAAAAUUUGCCAAACCUAUCAACACAUUUUAGAUUUUAAAGAUACUUACUAAAGGUUAAAGUAAUUCAUAUAGAUCACCUAUCUUAAAUAUUGAAGAUGAUAAUUCGAAAUCUAAGCUUAAAUAUAAUAUGUCUUUCUAAGGAAACCUCUAAAAAUCUAGAAACAAUUCUUAAAGAAACUUAAUUGAAAACAAAAACAAAUCUUUAGAUAAAAAGAAUAUAAAUAUGUCUGUAAUAAAUUAAAAUAUUCUAAACUUUCAAAAUAACAUGAGCAAAUUGAAUAAAGAAGAAAUUAAUUAGGAUUCCAGUUUAUUUGCAAGUAUAAACCAGCCAUCCGAAUAAAGCAAUAGUGACAAAAUAAUAUUAAAGGAAAUGAAAAAAUCUUUAAGUUUUACAUCUAAGCAUAAUUUAUUUAGAUCAAAACCAUCUAAGUUAUACUUGAUAGAUAGAUAUUCUCGAGAUGCUAGGCAUGAAACAGCCCAAAGUUAUCAUAAACCCUUAAACAGUCUAAUAGAAUUUCAAAUUAAAAAAUUAAAACUGUAAAAUCAAAGUUCAAAAACUUAAGAGAGUCAACCACUUUGA